This is a messenger RNA of Myotis daubentonii (Daubenton's bat), 2615 nucleotides long. RefSeq lists its product as uncharacterized. Lineage: Eukaryota; Metazoa; Chordata; Mammalia; Chiroptera; Vespertilionidae. Bases 1 to 741 code for a protein of 246 amino acids. The record is from RefSeq and is a predicted model, not a curated record. The transcript is spliced from 2 exons.
AUGAGGCGCCGUUCUGGGAGCCCGGGCUCCUCCGGGCUUGACUCAUUCCGGGAGCCUGGCGGAGCCACCCCGACGCCCCCGGACACCUACUUCUCACUAAACCUUUCAGAACAACAGUCUCCGCCGGCCCCUCGCAGCCGCUUCCCAGAGCGCCCGCGUCCCGAAACUGACCCUCGUCAGCCCCCGUCCGCGGAGGAAGCGGCGGAGGGGCGUGGAGCGGCGCGCGCAGGUGCGGUGGGGGCGUGCGUCCCCGCGCCCCGGCCCGCGCAGCAGGUGCGGCCAGGCCCCACCUCCCCUGCGAGGCCCGGGCUACUCACCCCGACCAAGUUCUGCGACCCAGCCGCCGGCUCAGAGGCCACUUCCGCCGGCUUCGCAGCCCCCUCGAAGCCACCGCCCCCUGGGCCCCUGCCGUCGCCGCCGUCCUCGCCGCCGCCGCCACCGCCGCCGCGGCGCGCGUCCGCUCUCACGCACACCGCCGUGGCCGCGCACGCGCUUUGGCGCGCUGGCGUCACUAAGCAACCGCUGGGCGGCCGGCGGGCGGUGUCCCAGUGUUUCGGGCCCGGAGGUCGCCUCAGGCGGGUUGUGCUGGUUUUCCGCACCCACCCGACCCCUUGCCCUUCGGAGCUGGGGCCCAGGGUGUGGCUGCCCUUCGGCACCUGGCUCCGGGUAAGUGACGUCACCAUACGUCACUGUGUGGCGUCACCGAGCUCAUCACUGCGAAUGGGAAGGUCCCCGGCUUGAUCGCGUCCCGCGAGUCUACGGGGCGCCUAUGGUGCAGAGAGCAGUGGCCUCGUGCAGACGGGCGCGGGAGCCAUAGAGGACUUCUGCGAAGGGCGGAUGGUUCUCAAAGGGGGAAAGCCAACCAGGCUGACUGCGCGCUGAAGGUGGAAGGCGGCGAGGGACCGUCGCUGACUCGGAGGAGGGGCAGUGGGCCCAGCCUUGAAUUCCCCUGACUCUCGGUUUCCUCAUCCUAUAAGUAGGGACGGAUAACCGUGCCCAUCCAGCCUGCAUCGGAGAGUGGUGAGGCUGAAGGAAAGGUGCUCUGUAAAGCUUUACCGUCAGAGAAGGCAGUCAAACAAAAGCAAUCAAGAAUGGACUUGGGGCUCUCGCCGGUUUGGUUCGGUGGAGCACAGGCCCGCGGGCUGAAGGGUCGUGGGUUGGAGUCUGGUCAAGGGCAUGUCCCUGGGUUGCAGGCUCCACCUCUGGCCUGGGUGGGGGCAAGCAGCCAACUGAUGAAUCUCUCUCACAUCCCCCUUCCUUCCUCUCCCUCUCUCUGAAAAUCAAUGGAGAAAAUACCCUCCUAUGAGGAUUAACAAAAAAAAAAACGGCCUUCCAGUCAGAUUCCAGUGCGGGAUUUUGGAGAGAGUAACUGGAGAGGACAUAAUUCCAGGCAAAAGAAGCUUCCCGCGUGAAGGUGUGAACAUGAAAAUGGACAGGAAGAAUAAGGCUUGGGGCAGGGAGAUUAGUUUUGAGGCCAUUGCUGUACUCCAGAUAAGAAGCAAGGAGCAGAACCAACUCAUUGGCGAUGAUAAUCAUUGGCAACGGGAAGGGGUAGAUGUGAGCGUGGUUAAGGUGGUAGAAUGGGCAGCGCUGAGGGGACUAAAUGUGUAGGCCACAUUUCUGAUAUGGAUGCUGCUGGGGUGGAUGGUGGAAACAUUUAGCAAGAUGCAAAGAAAACAGUCUCCCGGCUGUCCAAAGGUUUCUGACCUAAGUUACGAGUAGUGGCAGUCCUAGGGGGAUGACUAGACUUGUGGGCUAUGAUGAUGAGUUCAAAUAUAAAUGUUUAUUGGGGAAACACUUAUUCUUCACUCAUGAUGUCUCCUUCCAUAUGGAGUGACAUCCAUUAAUAUUCGUGGCCUCCCGCUGCGCCUGCCUCCAGCUCACUCCUCCCUGAUUGGUGAAUUUAGAAAAAAAGAAUGUGUACCCAAAGGAAGCUGCCUUCACACAGCUGUCCUGGUGUUCUUCUCUCCUCCAGGAGCAGGGCCUUGGGGCGGGGUUGAGGGUGCCUGGUCCAGGGCUACAGAGUUAGUAAACCUAUUUAAUUCCAGAGUUUGGCAUUAGGAAGCUCUCUGUCUACAGAUAAUAUCCAAUACUUUUCCAGUUGUAGUAUCCUAUAUAAUAAAAUCCUAAUAUGCAAAUUGUCCCCUUGGGCAGGAAUUCAACCCACCAAGAGUUUGACUGCUCGCUAUGACAUGUGCUGACCACCAGGGGGCGGCACAGAAUAUGGUGGGCAUUGGCCAUGCGGCAGUAGAAACUGCUGGCCCCAAUGGGCCCUUCGGGAGCCAGACCACGGCAGGAUGGUGGAGCAGGUGAACGGGUGGCAGGCCAACGAUUCUGAAAUGGCGAGAUUAUCUUGGAAUCAGGCUGGGCUGGAGACAGGAGAGCCAUAGUCAGAAAAGGAAAUAGGAUGAUGGAAGCAGAGAUCAGAGAGAUUUGGACAGUCUGUACCGCUGGCUUUGAAGAUGGAGCCAGGAAUGCAGGCAUCCUCUAGAAGCUGGAAAAGGCAAGGAAAUAAUUUCUCCUAGAACCCCCAGAAAGAACACAGCCCAGCCUUGAUUUCAAGAUUACUGAUCUCCAAAACUGUAAGAUAAUAAAUUUGUGUAUUAAGCCCCUAA